CGUCUAUUUACCAAAAUAUGUCAAAUGACCUUGCUAGUUUGUAAACAUUACUUCGGUAAAACAUUUUGAAUUAUUCUCAUUAAUCUUGAGGCUUUUGCAUCAAUCAAUCACUUUUUUUCGUAUACUAAGCAAUACCUGUGAGAGUACAAAAUGAACAUCGAUUUUGAAACUAUGGCAGUGCUGGAAGAGGAAUCUCAAAACGAGUCCAUAGACGGCGUAUACGGGUCGCUCGGCGCGUCGGGUCCGGAGACGGAGCGCCGCGAGAGCGGGAAGCGCGGCCGGCGGCCUGGCAGGAAGGCGCAACUGGACAAGCAGGACAUGAAAGCCAAGCUGGAGCGCAGUAGGCAGUCAGCGCGCGAGUGUCGCGCCAGGAAGAAGCUCCGGUACCAGUACUUGGAGGAGCUGGUGGCUGACAGGGAGCGCUCCGUGCUCGCACUCAGGAAGGAGCUCGACAAGUAUUACAAAUGGAACCAAGAGCUGGACCAGGGCCGUAUGCCCGAGGGUCUGGAGGCGAUGCUCCAAGAGCUAGGCGUAGUGAAACAGGAGGAGAAACCGUUCUAGGCCUGCCGGGGUUCCCUGCUAUCUCCCCCUUGGAGGAAACGAGGUAAAAUCUACCAAAAAUCUCUUUUUAACAAACCUUCGGAGACUAUCAAAAAUCUUCGUUGGAUCCUUCAUCAGAUUUUCAAGAUUUCGGCUCUUCGUUUGGAUCCUCAAUAACUCUUCCAAUUUACGUUUCCUUCUAUGUUCUUACUAUGUUCAAAUUAAAAAAUUUAAAGAUUGACUCUUCAUGUAAAAUAUUUGGAUUCUAAUUUGUGUGUUUUUAAGGAGUAGAUUCGAUAUGUUUGCAAAAACGUUGACCAAUUAUUUAAAAUAUUAGGAUCCUAAAUGAACUUAUUAAUCAACUAGAUCCUUAUAAUUUUAUCAACUUAAAAUUUAUUUACACCAUUAUUUUGCAAUGUUACUGUUUAUAUUUAAAAAACUGAGUGUAUGACACUAUUAUUUUUAGGACAGUUUUUAAAAAACUUAAAAUGUAUCAUGUAAGGGACAGAAAAGCAGGGAAUUGAAAGAGUUGUGUAUUUUCAGAUCAAGUAUACAAUAAUGAUAUUCCAUAUACAUAUACUUUUGAUUUUGCGGAGUACCUAACACAUACAAUAAAUUUAAUGUAUUAUUUAUGAUUUUGAAGCCAGAAUAUGCCUUAUUAAUAAAAAAUUGGUUUAGUUAUUUUCAAAUUCAGUAAUUAUACUCAUCUAAGACUAAACAAAUUUAAUACCCGAUAGGACUGUAAUCAAAAUAACUAUUUUAAAUAAUAAGACAUUAACAGAAACUUGGAACUACACAGAAAUAAACCUAUUUUAGGUAUUCUAUGUUUUGAAGUGCCAGAUAGACCGUUUAUUACAAUUGUAAACCCGUACUUUACAACAUCAUUAAAACUAACUAUAAAUUAAAGAUAUAUUGGUAUUCUAUUAUAUAUUUAUAGUCAAAGAAUAUCAUACUGACGGUUAGUUUUGAUAUUUCCAAAAAGUAACUAAUCAAAACUAGUUCUAUCCUCUAUUACAUAUAAGCAGAGGUCCGACAGGGUGAGUUAUUUAUCUUAUAAUUUGACAUGUCUUACGUCAUUUUAUAAGGCAAAAUAGCUCACCCUUUCCAAUUAUAAGCAUAGUCUUCAAAAAGCCUAAAAAAGUAUAAUCCUAGUAUUCUUAGUUGUCAAAUAAAAAAGAAGACCGGUAUUCUUCGAAGUUCCUUUAAACUCCGCAAAAUCGAAAGCUCUAGGCGUAAGUUAACAUUUUUGUUAAGGUUUUGAUGUGACGCACAUAUUUUUCGAGGGUUAUAUAUUAUUAUGAAUAGUCGCAGAAAUAGUUUGUUGAUUUAAGUUUUAGUUUUGUGUUUUUAUGUUUAUUGUGAAUCUAUGAAUUGCUUAUGUUGAGUUUUGUUAUUUGCUAGUUUCCGGGAUCAUUUACUUAUUUAUUAUGUAUACGUCAAUGUUAAUCAAUUAGUUACGGUUAUGUGUUAGGAUUAAGCUUAUCUUUUGAAUCGAUGGAAAAUUACGUGGUUUUCAUUAUUUUUAACGAAUUUAAUAGGAAUAACGUAAUUAAAUUGUGCCAGAAUUAUUUUAAUGCGAUUUAAGUUUAAUACCUAUAUUUUAAUUAAAUAUAAUGUUAAUGUCGUUUGAUAUUUUCAAUCUUUGCUUAAUUUAUUUGCUUAAUGAAAUAUUAGAACAUGAGUUUUACUGGUUGAUUAUUUUAUCAUAAUUUAAUAUUUUUAUAUACAUACAUAUCUAUUUAAAAUCUCAACAAAAUUAAUUUUAUAAUCGUUGUAAUUUGCUUAUACUUAGACCGAUAUUUGUUGAGAAUUCAGUACUAAUCUCGUGUAGUUUCUUUUAAAAUACAUAUACAUAUAUUUUUUGCAUGUUAAAAAAUAAUUAAGAUUGAACAUUUCAAACAAACUCAUGUGUCAAUAUUUCGGGCAAAGGAUCUCGUCUUUUCUAGGAAGUGUGUAAAGUUAGUAUUUAAUCUCAAUGUGUCUUUAUUAAUUUUAUUCAUGAAACCACAUUAUAGUUAUUUGACCUAUGGGUAUAUAUUUGAGAACCAUCCAACCUAAUUUUUUUUCAACUCGAGAGUGAAUAGACAUCUCUUAGGUAAGCAUCCUAGACCACAUCGGCACUUAUCAUCAGGUGAGAUUGUGGUCAAAUCCUUUAUCCAAUAAAUAAAAAUGUAAUUGUACUGCUUGUAUAAUUGAAGCCAGAUCUUUUGUUGAGUAUUGUCACUAGUAACAUAGCAUAAACCUAAUACAUAGUAUAUAUUAUUUACCAAAAAUAUCUAGGUGGUAUACUCGUCAACAGAGUGAUAAAGUAGUUGUUUUGAUACACAUCAUAUUUGAGUUUUGCAUCGAAUAUUCUUACUUUUUUAAUUAAGCUAAUUAAUACAUUAACUUAUGUUUACUUUAUGUGAUUAAGUCAUACAUUGAAAGAAAAGACAGCAAAGGAAAAGGUAAAGAAAAAUAUAUUUAUAUGUUUUGCUUGAUUAAAAAAUACAUUCAUUCUAAAGUUUACGUAUAUUUAGUUUUCGAUGUAUAUUUAAUUUAUUGCUUUAAGAAUUGUUCGUUUGGCAAAGCUACUGUUAUUGCUUUUUCUAUAUUAAUUUAUAAUAGUUACUUUUGAUUUAAGGUUUCUAUAAUUUUAUUAUUAUUAUGAAAGUUAAUUUGCAGUGUACUUCCUUCGUUCAAUUAUUAGUUUUAAUUUGUGUUUAAUUUGAGUUUAUUCUUAAAUUCUUCAAUAGAUCUUAACAUUUGCUUUAUUAAUGACAGUUCCUUCAAUUAUAGAUACUUGAAAAAUGUAUAAAUCAGUAUAUAAAUUUUGUUAAAUAUUUUGGAGUUACAUUUAUAAUCUUAUUCUUUAAACUCUAUUCACUGUCACUUAAAUUGAAAUUAACUUAUGAAUCAAGGUCUAUUAUGGUAUUAAAAGUCGCCUUACAAUAUAAACAGAAUGAGGACUGUCAGUGAUAAAUGCUAAAAAACUGUAUUUUUUAUAAAUUCUAUAAUCAAUACGAACGAACCAUUUAACUUGAAUAUUUAACCACUUAGGUAUUAUCUUUUUCAUCGGCAAUCGGUACAGGGAUAAUUUACCUGUUACAUAGUUGUUAGCAGAUUUAAGACGGUUAUUGUUAAAAUCUGCAACACAAAUCCUGCCUAAAAUAUUUUUUUCCUUAACAGAAGACGCAAGUUAAUUUUACACAUUGAAGUUAAAAAUAUUGAAAAGAUGAUCUGUUGUAUAAAAAAAUAUCUGUUAUUACAAAAUAUACAUAUAAACAUUAUAUUUCCUUUGGCGAUUCAGUUCAUGCUAACAAAAGCAAAAUGACAGCUGUAGGCACCUAUACCAUAUAUCUUUGUCCUAUGAAAUAAUUAUAAUGGUUGCUAUAUGAGUUAAAAAAAUAGUUUCUUUUUAAUUCAUUUUUAAUAAGUUUUGUCGGCAUUCCGCCUUCCGAUCGCAUUAUCUAUUUUUGUGAAAAAUUAUAUAGCUUCAUUGUUGUCGUUUUCAAAUUUUUAUAUUUGAAAAGUAUUUUUACAAAGAAAACAACAAAAACUAAAAUCGUGGGGAGGCAAUCCUAAGUGGAGGUUUGCCUAACACUAUGAUAUUGCAUUGUAGGGGAUACUUCAAUACAAUGUUAUAUUUUAGCCAAAAAAAGGAAUACUUCAUACAACCUAUGAAAAUCCACCUCAGUAGAAUUAAGAGUUUAGUGUUAAGUAUUAGUUAAGUACUAUAAUAACUGCAUGUUUGACAGUAGAUUCAAUUGUUAAAUUAAAAGUUCUGUUAUAAAGAUUUACUUUAAUAAUGAGAACUUGUACUUAACUAUUGAGAAACUGGGGGCCUACCGCAAAAAUAUAAUUUCCGUUAUCUUCCUCUCUUUCACUCUUAUUGCAUAUUCGCGUGAUAGAGGUAGAUAACGAAAUAUCGAUAUUCGAUUUUUACGGUAGACUCUUGCAUUACAUAGCUAAGUGUAAAUAUAGUUAAGGGAAGUAAGGGUACAUUUACACUGGUCCGUUUAGGCUGCGUUCGCUUUGGAUAUCGGAUGCAGUCAGCGGAACAGUGUAAAGCUAUUUUCAAUAUAUAUUAUAUUGGUUUUGUAUUUAUUCA
This is a messenger RNA of Cydia fagiglandana, 4630 nucleotides long. RefSeq names its product REPTOR-binding partner (gene REPTOR-BP). Gene Ontology annotation, molecular function: DNA-binding transcription factor activity. Gene Ontology annotation, biological process: regulation of DNA-templated transcription. Lineage: Eukaryota; Metazoa; Arthropoda; Insecta; Lepidoptera; Tortricidae. The record is from RefSeq and is a predicted model, not a curated record. The transcript has 4 exons. Gene Ontology annotation, cellular component: nucleus. The coding region runs from base 151 to 561 and encodes 136 amino acids.